AAGCAGUAAAUAACGCUGUAAAUUUUGUGAUACUACGAUUAUUUUUGUAAAGUAUUUCAUAAAAUAUCUUGUUAACAUUAGUAUAAAUUAACAUAUAAUGGUAAAAUUAACGCCGGAAUUGAUAAACCAAUCAAUGCAAUUUAUAAAUCCCUGCCGUGAGCGUGAAUUGGAUUUGCGCGGUUAUAAAAUACCGCAAAUAGAAAAUCUUGGAGCCACACUAGACCAAUUCGACACCAUUGACUUGUCUGACAACGAUUUAAGAAAGCUGGAUGGGCUACCAUUUUUACCUCGCCUUAAAUGUUUGCUUUUGAAUAAUAAUCGCAUAUUAAGAAUUGGUGAAGACCUACAAGAAAUGGUACCCAAUUUGAAUUCGGUAAUCCUUAGCGGUAAUAACUUGCAAGAAUUUGGCGAUCUUGACCCUUUGUCCCAGUUGCCUAAUUUGGAAACAUUAUGUUUACUGAUGAAUCCCGUAUCUACUAAAACCAAUUAUAGAGAAUAUAUGGCAUGGAAGUUUCCGCAAUUGCGACUUUUAGAUUUUAGAAAAAUCAAACAAAAAGACCGAAAAGUCGCUCAAGAAUUUUUCCGUAGUAAACAAGGCAAAGACAUGCUAAAGGAAAUUGCAAAGAAAUCAAAAUUAUCCGCCAUAGCAGUAACGAAUGAAGCCGGUAGCAAAACUGUCACUGGAGGAACACGUGUGGCCAACGCUGACGAUCUGUUGCGCAUACGUGAAGCCAUUAAGAGAGCUAGCUCCUUACAAGAAGUUGAACGUUUAUCUCAGAUUCUUCAAAGUGGACGAUUUCCUGAUAACUUCUCGUUUAACUCGACGCAAAACGGCACAAGUGGAAGGAAUGAAAUUGCUAUGGAUAUUCAUUAGUACAUACCUGUUACAUUUCUAAAUCAUUUCAUUUAAACGAGCAACAUUAUUUUACUUAGGAAUGCAUAUAAAAAUU
This is a messenger RNA of Glossina fuscipes, 950 nucleotides long. RefSeq names its product probable U2 small nuclear ribonucleoprotein A' (gene U2A). The transcript has a single exon. The coding region runs from base 98 to 874 and encodes 258 amino acids. The record is from RefSeq and is a predicted model, not a curated record. Lineage: Eukaryota; Metazoa; Arthropoda; Insecta; Diptera; Glossinidae. Gene Ontology annotation, cellular component: U2 snRNP. Gene Ontology annotation, molecular function: U2 snRNA binding; protein binding. Gene Ontology annotation, biological process: mRNA splicing, via spliceosome.